AUGGCCUCCAGUUGCCUUACUUCCAUUUCAGCCGUCUUCAAAGAUCUGCAGUUCCUGAAGAACAGCUGCCCAAAAUCUCCGGAAUGGAUGGUGGAGCUCUUUAGGUUGACAGACCUGGAAGCGCAUCUAAGAAUAUUCAGAACAUUUCUUCUGUGUGUGAGAAAAUGGGGCGACGAUGGUGAUGCGGUUCUUGGAGCACUGGUAGUUACGAUGAAAGAUGCCAUUUCCAAGCAGGGACGGCUGAUUUUCAACACCUACAAUUUUACUGUGGGCUAUACAUAUCGUAUCCGCGAUUUAGGAGUUGUGCCCAGUGGUUUAAGAUCUUUCCACCCAGAAAUCAAGGAAUGGUACUUGGUUUCUUCCGAUUGGUCAUCAAGGCAGUCUAGUAAUUCCCAGGUAAAGAAAGAUGACCUUAUGGAAAUCAUGGACUCUCUUCGGGAGAAUCUAAAUGAUAUUGUUUACUCAAUGCAUCUGUACAACAGUUUUAGAGAACAGGCUGAAGCCCUUGAAGAGAUGCUAACAUUCUUGAAAAACUUCAUCUGUUUUGUCACACUUCAUGGAGUUGAAGAUAUGCAGUUGGGACCUUUAUUGAGUCAGGUUGAAUUUGUCGCUGUCAAUGCAGCAUCCCUCUCUUUUGCGUGGUUCUGUAAGGAGUCCAUGUCUAUCAAGGAUGAUACCUCGGACCUGCUGCAGAAGAUUAUUUAUGCAGAACCGCAAGUCCAUAAGACUUGUGUCCAGGCCCUGAUAGCUUCAAAGUUAUCACGACAACCAUACGCGGAAACAGAUGAGCAUGUAUUGAGAGGCUUCAUCAAUUCUCUUAUAUUUUAUCUGUGGGAGAUAAUAAAGACCAGAGCUUGUCUUAUGAUCUCUCUGAAGGAUCAACUUCGACUGCUUUUUGAGGGACUAAUAUCCUUCAGAACCAUUCUCAAGGAGAACCCUGACAAGUUUGAUGAGAAAAUGAGAUAUCUAAUUAGACUUGUGCUAUGUGAUGCAGGACUUGUUGCUUUUUCUCUUUCUCUCAGUGCCGAGAAAGACGGAGUGCUAAAGGACAUGGAUCUUGUGUCUUACCAAGAUUUUCUGGAAAGGCUCAAGGUUAUCAAGGCAGCAGUUGCAGAGACAUGUCCAGAAACAUCAUCAUCCAACUUUCCUAGGACCAAUGAGUUGGGCUUUAUUGCUUUUCUUCAAAACUAUAUGAUGGAACUGACUAGUUCUGAGGCUGGUUCUGUUGCUCUUGUAAACUAUCCAAUUCAAACAAUACAGGAAGAACUUAUUUUCUUACACCCUUUCUUGGAGAAAAUUGUGGAAUUGCGCAAUGAAGAUGAGGAGCUCCAAGCAUUUUGGGACCGUGUUGUAGAGGUGGCAUACAAGGCAGAGUUUCUUAUCGACUCCUUACUAGUUGGAGAUGUUCUUGAUUCUUCUUCCAUAUCAUUUGAUUCUAUAGUAGAAGAACUUAAGAUCAUCAAAGCUGUGGCCAUGAAGAUUUUUGAGAGCAAUAGACUUGAUCUCAAAGUUAAAGAGGUUACGAAGUCACUAAAUCACAUGCGACCACAGUCAAGCAAGCCAAUAAUCAGUGAUGUGGUGGUGGGAUUGGAGGAUGAGGCAACCUUAAUAAUCAAUCGACUCACAAGAGGAUCAUCCCAACUGCAAAUAAUUCCUAUUGUAGGUAUGCCAGGACUUGGUAAGACUACAUUAGCCAAAAAAGUUUACAAUGAUUCUUCAGUUAUGUCGCAUUUUUAUGCACGUGCUUGGUGUACUGUCUCUCAAACGUAUUACAAGAAAAAUCUGUUGCUUCAAAUUUUGACUUCUAUUCAUACCAAGCUUCAUGACAAAUUUGUUGAGAUGUCUGAAGAAGAUUUGGCGGCAGAAGUCAGAAGAGGUUUGCUAAGGACAAAAUAUCUCAUUGUUUUGGAUGAUAUAUGGGACACUGAAGCAUGGAACGCAUUGGAAGCAUCAUUUCCUGAUAACCGAAAUGGAAGUAGAGUGAUCAUGACAAGUCGAAAUCGUGAUCUUGCUGCUCCGAGAGGUGAACUUGAUGAAGGACCUCAUUUCCUUCGUCCACUCACUCCUGAUGAGAGUUGGGAUUUGCUAAGUAAAAGGUUAUUUCCUGGAAAAGACUUGCCUCCUCCAGAAUUAUGUGAACUCCGAAUGCAAAUCGUGGAAAUGUGUCAAGGACUACCACUUACCAUCGUCAUUCUUGCUGGAAUUCUAGCAAAUGAGGACCAAUAUAGUUGGAAAAGGGUAGUGGAAGGUUUAAACUCAAGCAUGCUCUCUAGUACAGAACAAUGCACUGCUGCAUUAGAGUUGAGUUACAACAAUUUACCAGAUUAUUUGAAGCCAUGCUUUCUAUACUUUGGAGCGUUUCCUGAAGAUCAUGAACACACUACAGAGAGGUUGAAUUGGUUAUGGGUGGCUGAAGGAUUUGCACAAAAAACUCAGUUCAAGAGCGCAGAGGAUGUGGCAAAUGAUCACAUGAUGGCUCUUAUUAACAGAAGUUUAGUCAUGGUUUCCAAACAAAGAUCCAUUGGUGGAGUCAAAACCUGCCGUGUUCACGAUUUGCUUUAUGAGUUUUGUGUAAGAAAAGGCAGACAGGAAAAAUUUGUGCAGCUGGUGAGCGGGUAUGAUGAACUAUAUACUAUCAGUGUGCCACACAAUCUACGCCGCUUAUGCAUCAACUCUAAUCCAGGACACUUUUGCAAGUCCAGGUUAUUUGCUCCCACCAUCCGUUCUCUACUAUUCUUCAAUAAUCAUGAAAGCUACCAACCUACUGUUACUGACAUACCAUUCCUUGUUGCCAUCAAACUUGUAAAAGUGUUAGAUUUGAGCCAAUUAAAUCUGGGUUCUACUUUUCCUAGAGAACUGGAAUUACUUGUUCACUUGAGGUACCUGGCAGUUGUUGGAGAUCUGGAGUCAAUUGCAUCAUCAAUGUCCAAUCUCUUGAAUCUGGAAACUUUAAUUCUGGAAACGUUUGAUAGCGCUGUCUCACUACCAGAUAGUAUAUGGAAUCUUAAGAAACUGAGGCACUUGGUAUUAAAAGGCGACUGCCUAGAUGAAUAUUGUGAGCUUCAGUUGCCCACCUACAAUCUUGAGAAUGCUGAACAUUUGUGUGAUUUGAAUACGUUGUACAGAGUAAUGCUUCCUUCUUGGGAUACCAUUGACAAGAUGUUUAGAAAAUUUCCCAAUAUCCACAAGCUCAAAUGCAGUUUCUACGAGGCUAAUGGUUCUAGGGAUUCAGCUGACAAGGUUCUAGCGCUUGACUUCUUAAGUGGACUAGAAUCACUCACUCUCAAGUUCAUUAACCAUACAGGUGUUCAAUGCCAGUUUGAGUUUCAAUUUCCUUUGACAAUUAGAAAAUUGACUCUAUCCGGCUUUCUCUUCCCUUGGAGCAAAAUAUCAGAAAUUCAAAAUCUACCCAAUCUUGCAGUUCUCAAAUUACUCGAUGGGGCCUUUCAGGGAAAAAUAUGGAACAUGGAAGAAGAAGAAGAGGGGUUCCCUAAAGUUAGUUUCUUGAAAAUUGCUUCCCUGGAUAUUGUCAAUUGGACAGCCUCCGAGUACAUGGACUGUUUUCCUAGUCUAAGGAAAUUAGUAUUGGAAGAUUGUCACUUUUUGGAGGAGAUUCCUUCUGGUUUGGGGAGCUCAACUCUUGAAACAAUUGAGGCCUCUGAUUGUCCCUUCUCUGCAAGUUUUAUACAGCCACUUCAGGAGGAGCAAAUGGACAUGGGAAAUACUGAUCUGAAGAUCCACAUUUCAUCCUCUAAAAUGAAUUACUGA
This is a messenger RNA of Coffea arabica (coffee), 3768 nucleotides long. RefSeq names its product putative late blight resistance protein homolog R1A-3. Gene Ontology annotation, biological process: defense response to other organism. Gene Ontology annotation, molecular function: ADP binding. The record is from RefSeq and is a predicted model, not a curated record. Lineage: Eukaryota; Viridiplantae; Streptophyta; Magnoliopsida; Gentianales; Rubiaceae.